AAGUAAAAGAAAGAGAAAAAGAAAAAGAAAAACCCCUUCGAAAUAAUAUUCCAUAAUUAAAAAGAAAAUUUUAGCUUAAAAUUUCCAUUCCUUCUCUCCCAUGGCGAUGAUCCAUUGAAGAUCAGUGUUUCUCCUUAACGAAGUUGAAAUUCAUCUCGAGUUUAGCCACGAUUUCCAACAUUGAAGACCCUAACAACACCCCUUUUCUUUCCUCUACCGUCUCUUCCGUUGAAGAACCAAUGGCCGUUCCCGUGGUUCAGUUCCCGAUCUUCUUGGCUGUCAGAGUCCUCGGAAUGCUUGUGGCAGCUCUUCUUUUCAUUUGGACCUUGCAUUUCCGUGGAGGAUUGGCACUUAUCUCAGACAACAAGGAUCAUAUCUUCAAUGUCCAUCCUGUUCUUAUGGUGACUGGACUUAUUCUUCUAAAUGGUGAAGCAAUGUUAGCAUACAAGACAGUUUCAGGAACCAAAAACUUCAAAAAACUAGUUCAUCUCACUCUCCAAUUUGUUGCAUUCUUUUUAAGCCUAAUUGGCAUAUGGGCUGCCCUGAAGUUCCACAACGACAAAGGAAUCGACAACUUUUACAGUUUACAUUCAUGGUUGGGCUUAGUUUCUAUCUUUCUAUUUGGCAUCCAGUGGUCUGCAGGUUUUGUAACCUUUUGGUACCCAGGUGGGUCUAGAAACAGCAGAGCUACUCUAUUGCCAUGGCAUGUUUUCUUUGGCGUUUACAUAUAUGGCCUUUCCAUUGCUACAACCGUAACUGGAUUGUUGGAAAAAGCUACAUUCCUUCAAACUAGUAAGGUAAUUUUACGUUAUUCGAACGAGGCUUUGCUGAUAAAUUCAUUGGGUGUCCUCAUUGUUCUCUUGGGAGGUCUCGUAAUUUUGGCGGUUAUCGCUCCAUCGAACGCUAAAGGUGAUAUUGACAGAGGGCUAGCAGAAUAGGAUGAAAACAGUAUUCUGCUUCGAAACGGAACACGUAUUUGUACUCUCUAUGGACUUUAACGAGACAAAUCUUACUUGUCGUAAGCAUAUCAUUAAUCAAAAUCAACACUUGAAUUUAUUUCAA
Cucumis melo (muskmelon) is the source of this 1062-nucleotide messenger RNA. Its product is annotated as transmembrane ascorbate ferrireductase 2. The transcript is spliced from 4 exons. Lineage: Eukaryota; Viridiplantae; Streptophyta; Magnoliopsida; Cucurbitales; Cucurbitaceae. The record is from RefSeq and is a predicted model, not a curated record. Gene Ontology annotation, molecular function: oxidoreductase activity. Bases 240 to 938 code for a protein of 232 amino acids.